This is a messenger RNA of Bipolaris sorokiniana ND90Pr, 863 nucleotides long. RefSeq lists its product as uncharacterized. The record is from RefSeq and is a predicted model, not a curated record. The transcript has 3 exons. The coding region runs from base 1 to 813 and encodes 270 amino acids. NCBI's taxonomy places the organism in Eukaryota, Fungi, Ascomycota, Dothideomycetes, Pleosporales, Pleosporaceae.
AUGGACAUGAAGCAACGUUUUCCAGGCAGUGAGGAGCUCCGCGCCUACUUCCAACACGUGGCCGAGGUGUGGGUUCUGAGGAAGGAUACGGAGUUCAAUAGCUUUGUGUCGUCAGCAGCUUGGGGUGAAGAUGAUGUAAAAUGGACUGUGAAGACUAAUACCGGGGCGACUUACAAGGUGGAGUUCCUACUGCUGAGCACCGGCUUUGUAGUGAAGCGUGUCUUUCAAAGGUUGGAUUGCGUAGCUGUCUCUAUGAAGCCUACUCAACACUGGUUAGGAACCUUCUUAUACCCGUCAGAUUGGCCUCACGAAGAGCCUGACUUUCGGGGCAAAAAUGUGGCUGUUGUUGCCACUGGUAUCCAAUUGGCCCAAGAGCUAAGCAAGGUUGCGGCCCAUCUUACUGUGUUUCAGCGGACGUUGAAUAUGUCGUUACCAAUGGGGCAAGUGAACUACGAGCUUCCCCAACAAGCAAUUCCCAAGCCCGAUUGUCCGAAGCUCUUUGCUGAAUGGCCAGAUAGCUUCUCAGGUUUCUCUUCCAAUUUCCUUCCACGCUCAACCUUUGAUGAUAGACCAGAACAACGACUAAAGACAUAUGAGGAAUUAUGGAAACAAGGGGACUUCAAGUUCUGGCUUGCGACAUACAAUGAUAUGCUUUUCACCCAAGAAGGCCACUGUGAAGCAUUCAACUUCUGGCGCGACAAGACAUCAGCUAAGAUCAGUGAACCCAAGGUUGUGGACAUUCUUGCACCCAUGGAACAACCGUACGCUUUUGGAUAUUCUUUACCUGCCCAACAACCCAGAAAGUUAGCCUAGAUACGAGCUCGAAAAUCAGCUCAAAAACUAACUAAAAAAACCAGCUCAAA